AUGGCUUCACCCCAACGGCUCAGCAGCUUGGCUCUCGAGAUUGUAGUUCUGUACAUUACAAUAGCACCAUGGCGAGAUAUUGACACGGAUCCACGCCGUCAUUCGAUACACCUGUCCUCCCUCCAGGACGCUAGAAGCGAUGCUUGUUUCUACGAACAACUCCAAAACUGUGUGUUGGAUCUCACUUCAGCUACAAAAGAUUUGCUCGAGCUAUUCGAUAUAGAUUUCGCAGUCCAGUCGGAUUUUAGUUAUCUCGCCACCGAAACGCGCGCGAUAUGCUCAGACUUGAUUAGAACCUCAAACAAACUUUGUGCUCGACUGGAGAGUCAUCUCCGCUUGACCGAGCUGCUGUGUGGGUUUAAAGAGCCACUAAACGUGUGGAAACUGGGUCUUCUGGCCAGUGGAUUCCUCCCGCUUCCCUGGCCACUGGUCUACUCAGUGCUUGGCUUAGGCGGAAACCCCUACAAGAUUAAACAAAGGAGGAAUGAAAAAAACGAGUGCUGA
Pyrenophora tritici-repentis Pt-1C-BFP is the source of this 504-nucleotide messenger RNA. NCBI's taxonomy places the organism in Eukaryota, Fungi, Ascomycota, Dothideomycetes, Pleosporales, Pleosporaceae. The record is from RefSeq and is a predicted model, not a curated record.